Messenger RNA from Dibothriocephalus latus, 267 nucleotides. Lineage: Eukaryota; Metazoa; Platyhelminthes; Cestoda; Diphyllobothriidea; Diphyllobothriidae. The record is from the annotation of a GenBank genome assembly.
AUGAAGAAGAUAGGCGUGUUAAAUGAAGCCCUUGAGGGUGCUUCAGAGGAGCUCAACUCGGCCUGUGCAAGAUCUCUUUCUGCAACCAAAGAUACCUUGGGAAACAUGGCGUCCAAACUGGACGAUCAAUUGACUUCAAAAGGACAGCAAUAUGCAGAUAUUGGUUCUUCCAUGAAGGGCUUAGAAGAACGUGGGGUUGAACUUCAUGAUUCAAAGGUAGGUGAUCGCUCGUUCUUCUUGAAGUAUCACAAUGUCUUCUGCCGCUAA